This is a messenger RNA of Microdochium trichocladiopsis, 1509 nucleotides long. RefSeq lists its product as uncharacterized. Gene Ontology annotation, molecular function: FAD binding. The transcript has 2 exons. The record is from RefSeq and is a predicted model, not a curated record. NCBI's taxonomy places the organism in Eukaryota, Fungi, Ascomycota, Sordariomycetes, Xylariales, Microdochiaceae. The coding region runs from base 1 to 1509 and encodes 502 amino acids.
AUGCCGACGGCAACAAAGUUCCCCGGCUUCAAGGCAAUCAUCAUCGGCGCCGGCCCCACGGGCCUGUCCGCAGCCCACGCGCUGUCCCUCGCCGGCGUGGACUUUGUCGUGCUCGAGCGCCGCGGCCAGAUCGCAAAGGACCAAGGGGCCAGCCUCGUGCUCGCCCCGGGCUCGAUGCGGGUGAUGCAGCAGUUCGGCCUCCUGGAAGCGCUGGACGAGGCCGGCUGCGACGUGGUCAGGAGCGUCGCGUUCACCAGGGAGGGCGAGGUGAUGGGCCGAACUGAGACUCAGCUGGUCGUUAAGGAGUGUCACGGUACAUGCCCGAUCUCCUACCACAGAGCAGAUCUAAUCCGGAUUCUCUACGAGGGCCUGCCGGCCGAGAGCAAGAGCAAGAUCCUGCUAGGCCAGCAGAUCACCGACAUUCAGCACGUUCACGGCCGCCCGGAUAACAACAGCGACCACGGCGGUGGUGAUGGGGUCAGAGUGACUUGUGCCGACGGCACCGUGCACACGGGCUCCAUCAUCAUCGGCGCCGACGGAGUCAACAGCCUCGCACGCAAGACGAUGCGGCGGCUUGUGCUGGACGGCGCCGUGGGCGGUCCCUUUGACAAAAAUGGCAAGUCCGGAAAGCCGACAAAAGCCUCCGGACCCGUGUGGGAGGACCCCGAAGACCCCUUCGAGAGCACAUAUAGGUGUCUCUGGGCGACCUUUCCCAACCCCGAUGGCAAGACGGGUGUGAACUGCAACUCUCAUGACGUGGGCCGGUCGACAAUGUACAUCAGUGGGACCGACCGGGCGUGGUUGUUCUUGUACGAGGAACUGCCUGAAAAGACCAACUCUCCGGGGGUCAAAUAUACCGAGGAGGAAAUACGGACCGCGGCGGAGGAAUUUGGAGAGUAUUUCAUCACCGAAGGGGAUGAUGUGACCGGCACUCGGGCAGAAGGACUCAGGGUCAAAGACGCCAUGGCGAGAGCCACCAGGAUGGGCAUGACCAAUAUAGCCGAAGGGGUCGUCAAACACUGGAGCUUGGGACGGAUCGUGCUCGUCGGCGAUGCCUGCCACAAGUUCACGCCCAAUGCGGGUCAGGGGUUCAACACGGGGCUGCAGGAUGUCGUAGUGCUGUGCAAUCUCCUGAAGAAAGCGCUCGUUCAGCAUCACCGAGAUCAUCCGCAGCAGACGACGACGAAGACGACAACAGUAGCACCACCACAGCUGCCCAUGGCCACUCUGGCGGCCUUGUUCAGACAAUAUCACGACGCCCGCCAGGAGGAGACCGCUUCGAUGCUGGAGCUCUCGGCCACUUACACGCGCAUGCAGGCCAUGGCGGGAUUUUGGUGGCGCUUGCUCGGCUGGGUUACGUUGACGCCCUGGGUCCAGAGCUUCAUGGUCCGCAAGGUCGUUGGGCCAAGGACAGCAAAAUCAGCUAUCCUAAGCUACGUGCCAUUCAAGGACAAGUACGUCGGGUCAUUGCCAUGGGCAAUGACUUGCAGCGAUGAAGGAAGCGAGUAG